AUGGGGGACGAAAACAGACCAGAAUCUGUGGAGGAAGAUUAUAGCAGAGACGAAGGAACUGAAACCCAAGAUGAAGAAGAAGAAGAAUCAACCGACGGAGAGGAAUAUUAUAGCGGAGGAUUCGAAGAAGAAGAAGAGGAAACGUUACAAGCCCGAGAAUGUAGCUCAGAAGACGAUUCAACAGACGGAGAGAGUUUUUCGCUGGAAAGCAUCAUUUUAGCGGUGUCGCUUUCACUGAACAAACGAAUUAGGGAUAACUCGAUCGAUCGGCUGAGUAGGCUUCCUGAUGACCUCCUAAUCCACAUUCUCUCUCAUCUCGGCAUGAAGGGAGCCGCCGCCACCAGCGUCCUCUCCAAAAGAUGGCAAUACCUCUGGCACAAUUUGCCAAACCUUAGGUUCGAGGAGAGCAGCACCAGGCUCAAAGAGAUACGCAAGCUCGUGGCACGUGUCCACAGGACACUCGUUCUCCGCUCAGGGAACCACCUAGAUGAACUGUGGAUAGACUUCUCAUAUGACGAGAGUUUUGCCUAUGACGUCAAUACAUGGGUUGAAUUUGCUGUCAGGAACAAGGUAAAGCAUCUCACCUUGAAGCUCGACUCCUUUAGAGAUUUCUAUGUACUUCCCCUGGUGGUUUGCUCCUGUUCGUCCCUUGUUCGGUUGUGGAUGAAAGGGUGCAUUGUGGGGCCCAAUAGCAGGGUCAACUGGCAAGGUUUGACCGAUCUGUUAAUAGAGGAUGUGUUGCUCGACGAGGAUGAUGUUCAAAAGAUUGGGUCUAAGAGGGUGCUGGGGAUUCUCGACUUUGGAUAUUGGCUCUCGGAAUCUUGUCGAGCUUUCAGUAUGAGGUUGCGGCUGAGGAACAUGACUUCCCUUGUUACGGCUUUUAUCAAUUUUGCCGGGGAUGUUCACGACUCUCUCCCGGAUAGUGAGCUUGUGAUGAAGCUUUUUGAGGACAUACAACAUGUCAAGAAGCUCGAGCUAGGAUGUUUAUGCAUCAAGGUUCUAGCGAGACUAGUGUUAAAGAGCCACCACCUUCCACAGUCUAGGCGAGACUCUUUGAUAAUUAAAUCUUGGAAGGAUGAGGAUAGCAUUUCAGGCAUUCUAGCCCUUAUAGAAUCUUCUCCAUGCCUCGAGACACUUGUUGUACAGUGCAGUGACUUCAAUGAGGACUCCCAUGAGGAAACCAUCUGGACAUUGGGUCCAGCCGUAAAGGAUUUGGAUUGUGACUUGUUGCAUUUGAAGAGAGUUCAAUUACUCGACUGUGCUGAUCCGUAUCUUGAAGGCGAGCCAAUGCUAACACUGGCCAGAAUCCUGCUUAAGCGGGCACCAGUUUUGGAAACUAUAGUUGUUGAUGGAAAUGGAUACUCGCCUGAUGAGUCUCUCAAUUCCUUCAUAGUUGGCCCAGAUCCUCCCAAAAAGCAAUUAUCACUUUCAAUCAAUGAUCCUGAAAUUUGUUCAGCAACGAAAAUCCGAACAAAUGGCCAAAGAGUGGCGGAUGAAGAUUUUGGCGAAUGUGGACUGAAAAAUGAAGCGGCAAGGACGAGAGAAGUAUUUGCCGCAGACAAGGGACGGGCGCUGUCAUCUGACAAUAAACGGGCUAAGGAGACAGCCGUCGAUAGGCUGAGUGAGCUGCCAGAUUCCUUAAUCAUCCACAUCCUUUCUUUCCUGGGCUCUGAUGUGACCAAAGCUGCUGCUACCUGCGUGCUGUCCAAAAGAUGGCAAUAUAUCUGGCCUCAACUGCCUAGGCUGGCCUUCUUGAACCGCACAUGGGAUUUGGAAAAAUCAAGCAAUUUCGUGUCAUGGGUCCAUAGGACCCUUCUUUUCCGCACCACUACUCAUUUGGAGGAGUUUGAGGUCCGCUUUCUGUACGACGAGUGCUAUGCCUCAGAUGUCAACGCUUGGAUACGCAUUGCCCUUAGAAAUAGAGUGAAAAUUCUUAGCUUGCAACUCCAUUCCGAAACAUGUCUUCACAUUCUUCCCCAGGUUUUGUAUUCCUCUUCUUCCUUGGAGUCCUUGUCCUUGAGUCGCUGCAUUUUGGGUCCACAGAGCACGAUUGAGUGGCCAUCUUUGACUUGGUUAAGUGUUUGGAAAGUGGAGCUAAAUGAAGGUGUGAUUCAAAAGAUACUAUCAUGUUGUCCUGUUCUGCGUAUGCUGGGGCUCACAUCAUGCUGGGGAUUCAGGCGUCUGGAUGUAAAUUCCGAGAGUAUUAAAGACCUUACGGUGUUGGACUAUCAAGAUAACAGCAUAUUAGAAUUGAUGAAUAUCUCGGCACCCUUUCUACACGGGUUACACAUCUCAUUUUGUCCAAUACAGACAAAAGUGCAGCUCAUGAAUGUAUCAUCCCUUCUUAGUGCCAACAUCGGUUUCUGUGUACCCAAUGUAAAUGUAUCUGUUGAGGUAAUGAAUGACACAAUGGAACUUCUUGAAAAGACUCAACAUGCCAGUGGACUUGUACUAGGAGGCGCAUGCAUUAAGGUUCUAUCAAAGUUGGUGGCGCGUGGGUGGCGGCCUCCACAAUCGUCUAAGCGAAAUUGGUUGUCGUUAGAAACUUUGCGGGAGGAGAUUAGCAUUCCCGGAAUACUUGCCCUGCUCGAAUCUUAUCCAAACCUCGAGACGCUUCUUAUAGAGAGUUGUGACUCUUACAAGGAAUCUGUCAGGACAUGGACUCCUGCUGCAAGGGAUGAUUUGGAUCUUGACUUAGCGCACUUGAAGACUGUUCGUUUAUUUGAUUUUGCUGAUCCCAAUUUAGGCGGUGAGCCAAUGCUUACGUUGGCCCGAAUCUUGCUUAAGAGAGCCACGUCAUUGAAAAAGAUGGUGAUCGAUGCACUUGAAAAUGUAACCAAUUUUUCAUCAGAUUUUGCAAAGAUGUCUGAAACAGUAGUUAGUUACCCAAAAUCCUCGGGAAAAGCAGUGAUCAUCCUU
Molecule: messenger RNA, 2919 nt
Organism: Striga asiatica
Lineage: Eukaryota; Viridiplantae; Streptophyta; Magnoliopsida; Lamiales; Orobanchaceae
Source: the annotation of a GenBank genome assembly